This is a messenger RNA of Salvelinus namaycush (lake trout), 859 nucleotides long. RefSeq names its product mitochondrial matrix import factor 23 (gene mix23). Lineage: Eukaryota; Metazoa; Chordata; Actinopteri; Salmoniformes; Salmonidae. The record is from RefSeq and is a predicted model, not a curated record. Gene Ontology annotation, cellular component: mitochondrion; mitochondrial intermembrane space. Bases 239 to 607 code for a protein of 122 amino acids. The transcript is spliced from 5 exons.
UGGAACAUGUCCAUCUGACUAACCUUGGCAGCCCGGCGGAUAGCCAUCCCUGCCCCGCAGUCCUCCAUAACAUGGAACAUGUCCACCUGACUAACCUUGGCAGCCCGGUGGAGAGCCAUCCCUGCCCCGCAGUCCAUAACAUGGAACAUGUCCACCUGAUUAACCUUGGCAGCCCGGGGGAUAGCCAUCCCUGCCCCGGACAGACAACUCCAAUUUUGAUACGGAUGUUCUGAAGGCGAUGCGUAACAUAGAUGACCGUAUUGUCCAUUCUCUCAACACCACCGUUCCGACUGUCUCCUUCUCAGGCAGAGUGGACGCCUCCCAGACAUGCAGAAAGCUCUAUGAGUCUCUGAUGGAGGCCCACCUGAGCAGAGACCGAGCCAUUAAGACGUGUAUAGCCCAGACCUCUGAGGUGGUGGGCCAGCUGAGAGAGCAGAGAGCCAAGGACGGAGACAACAUGACAACUGUCAAACUACUCAGGAAGGAACAGACCAAGUUAAAACUCAUGCGGUCGGAGCUGAAUGUCGAAGAGGUUGUUAAUGACAGAAGUCUGAAGGUGUUCAGUGAACGGUGCCGGACCCACUACACGCCUCCUACGGUCAAGUGACUAUCUGAGCUGCUCUGGUGAGAAUGGCUGCAGAUCCAGGUGGCUGCAUCAGGACCAGAACCAGACCGAGCCAUUGAGUCAUCCGUGGACUUGACCUGAGGGACCCUUCAGCCGACCACACUGUUAUCAUCCAUGGGGAACGCUGCGUUGCCUCACAACAAGGCCACCUCUGUCAAGCAAUCUGCUCUGUUUAUUUUCAUGAUUGUAGUUUUUAUUUGAAUUUUUUUAAACAAUGAAGUGUUUUCCAAUGGC